Brettanomyces bruxellensis is the source of this 1155-nucleotide messenger RNA. RefSeq lists its product as uncharacterized. The coding region runs from base 1 to 1155 and encodes 384 amino acids. NCBI's taxonomy places the organism in Eukaryota, Fungi, Ascomycota, Pichiomycetes, Pichiales, Pichiaceae. The record is from RefSeq and is a predicted model, not a curated record. The transcript has 3 exons.
AUGAUUGAGAAACAUGGAAUGAUGAAAAAUGCACCUAAACAAUUCAUGUACUCUAUUGGUUAUACACACUUUAAGAAUCUUCCUCUGAUAAAGAGCCAUCCUUCUAAGGAGGAAAGAACUCUUUCCGAGGGUGAAAUUCCAAAGUACGUUUUAGAUUAUAGCCCGGUGGUUUAUUUAUAUUCGGAGGAAAGAUAUCUACCUUACGAUGUUGCGGAGUUCACUUCUCACUUUCAUGCUGAAUUUGCCAACGGAACUAAAAUUAAAGUGGGCAUGGAUAAAUAUGGAUCUUCACAUAAUACGCUUCAUAUAACGGAUCUUGAGGAUCUCAGCAAAUACGUUACGGAUAAGGAGAUGGUAUACAUGACAAGCAACGAGGAUUUCGAUAAGGAUCCGGAUUGGCUUACAGGAAUUAAAAACGUUCCCAAUUACUAUAAUGGGGAAAUUCAGGAUGCACCGGCGACUCUUAUCGUGGUUGAUAAGGGCAACGGAUGGGUGGAUUCGUUUUGGUUCUAUUUCUAUUCGUUCAAUAUGGGACCGUAUGUGAUGGGAUUCGGCCCAUUUGGCGACCAUGUUGGUGACUGGGAACAUUCUUUGGUGAGAUUCUAUAAGGGAGAGCCUGUUGUUGUUUGGAUGUCUGCACACGGGGGAGGAGGCGCUUAUUUUUAUAACAAUCUCGAAAAAUACGACAACUCUAAGCAUCCGGUGAUAUUUUCGGCUCGUGGUACACAUGCAAAUUAUCCAAGCACAGGCCAGCAUGCACACGAUAUACCAUACUCAAUAUUAAGCGAUUUCACGGAUAGAGGCCCUCUGUGGGACCCAUCAUUGAAUUAUUUGGCUUACACGUAUAAUGACGACAAGGUUUCUGCUGCGAAUGGAACGGUACCUUUCAGAGAGACUUCUUAUGGCAAUUGGCUUCUUUACAAUGGAACUUGGGGCGACAAAAUGUUGGCGGCUAAUGAUUCUCGCCAACGCUGGUCUCCAUUUGAGUGGAAGUACAUAGAUGGUCCAAUUGGACCAUUGGGGAAGAAUUUGCAGAGGGUUUCACCUUGCCAGAGAUUUGUGGAACGUUAUAUAACCGGAUUCGACCUGGAAUCUUUAGGAAGAUACUCGAGACAAUUACUUGGGGAGGAUGGUUUUGUUGGAUCAUGGACUUGA